AUGGCAACCUCUGAAUGCCUGCACUCAAACAAACAGGGCAACAAAAGGUUUGUGUGAUUCCGAAUGCCAAGAUUUCAGGAUGGUAGCUCCACUGUUAACCAGAUGACAAAGCUCAAACUCAGACUGCUGGAGAAGAGACUGGAAAACAAAAAGCAGGAUAUGGACGACAGAGCAGAGUCGGCACAGUCUGCAAGGACUUAUGAUGGGCAUCUGGAUGCACUGCAUGUUGCACUGAGGCGAAAGCAGGAGCUCCUACAAAGACUGAGGGACCAGCAUAUGUUAGAAGACCUUCAUAGACCUCACACCUGGGGAGGGUCCAGAAGAAAUUACCAGUCCCAUUUCGUCACUGUCCCACCGCGGCUGCCAGCACUCCCAUCCAUUGUACCCACUCACAUCCACCACCCAGCCCCGGCUUUGACCCUCCAGCCGCCUCCACCACCUGCUGUGCCUCCGCGCAUCAUUCAACAGACUGUGAGGCACUCAGCAUUAAUCUCAGAAACAACCCACACCCCCAGAUAUGUUCUCCCCCAGCAUUCUCCACCUCAGCUGUAUCCUGCUCUACGUUCAGGCAGCGUCAAAGAGGACAUGGUGGAAUUAAUGCUGAUGCAAAAUGCCCAGAUGCACCAGAUUAUAAUGCACAACAUGAUGCUGAAAGCCAUGCCUCUUAUGGCCCUGUCGCCAACCAGGGGACCCGAUAUCUGUGCCACCCACGUUGGACAGCCAGAUGUCAGGACAAGAGGAGGUGCUGUCCAUCAUCAUCAUCACUACAGCCCUCACCCUGCAGCAACACAGCUGCCUCCUGUCAGUUACCCUCCAUGGUUAUCAUCAGGCAUCCCAGCAGGACAAGCAGGGGGUCACCUACCCCCCUUACACCAUGCAACAGCACCAAUCCCACUCCCAACUGUCAAUGCGUAA
Messenger RNA from Limanda limanda (common dab), 915 nucleotides. RefSeq lists its product as uncharacterized. The record is from RefSeq and is a predicted model, not a curated record. The transcript has 8 exons. NCBI's taxonomy places the organism in Eukaryota, Metazoa, Chordata, Actinopteri, Pleuronectiformes, Pleuronectidae.